Oncorhynchus tshawytscha (Chinook salmon) is the source of this 636-nucleotide messenger RNA. Its product is annotated as protein ABHD14B-like. Gene Ontology annotation, cellular component: cytoplasm. NCBI's taxonomy places the organism in Eukaryota, Metazoa, Chordata, Actinopteri, Salmoniformes, Salmonidae. The transcript is spliced from 3 exons. The coding region runs from base 1 to 636 and encodes 211 amino acids. The record is from RefSeq and is a predicted model, not a curated record.
AUGUGUGCUGCUAAAAUGACAGAAGGGAGCUUGCAUGUGGAAUCCUGCAAGGCCCCUCUGUUUUACAGACAAGCUGAACCGGCUACAGGUGAAGUCAAUCUGUCCAUCCUACUUCUGCACGGCAUCCGUUUGUCAUCUGAGAAUUGGCUCAAUAUAGGUACACUGGAGAUAUUGGCCAAAGCUGGCUGUUGUGCUGUGGCCAUCGACCUACCAGGUUUUGGUCAGUCUAAGUCAUCAGUGGCCCCAUUCGCUGUAGGAGAGCUGGCCCCUGGUGGGUUCCUGAAGCAGGUGUGUGUGGCCCUGGGGAUGGGGCCAGUCGUGGUAGUCAGUCCCUCUGUCAGUGGCAUGUACUCCCUGCCCUUCCUCUUCCAGCAUGAGGCUCUGGUCCGGGCAUACAUCGCUGUGGCUCCCAUCUGCACUGAGAAAUUCACAGUAGAGCAGUACAUCAGCAUACAGCCUCCGUCUCUGAUUGUCAAUGGAGACCAGGAUGCUCAGCUAAAGGAGGUUUCUCUGAACAACCUGAGGAAGCUAGCCAAUCACAAGGUGUUGGUGAUGAAAGGAGCAGGACAUCCAUGCUAUCUGGAUGACCCAGCCACGUGGCACACGGCUCUCACUGACUUUCUCAGUACGUUGUGA